Macadamia integrifolia is the source of this 2920-nucleotide messenger RNA. Its product is annotated as pentatricopeptide repeat-containing protein At5g61400. The record is from RefSeq and is a predicted model, not a curated record. The coding region runs from base 131 to 2152 and encodes 673 amino acids. Gene Ontology annotation, molecular function: protein binding. The transcript has a single exon. Lineage: Eukaryota; Viridiplantae; Streptophyta; Magnoliopsida; Proteales; Proteaceae.
UUGUUCUACACCCACCACGUCGCAUCUUCAGUCGGACAAGUGAAAAAGAUGCAAGGUGAGUAGUUUUUUGAAAAACCGUUAUAGCAAUGCAAGUUAUCUGAUAGGAUAGAAGAAGUCUGUCCAUCAGGCGAUGUUGAAACUUUUAUUGUCAAAUAACGCGCUCCUCUGCAGCAAAAGACUCUCCAAUGUCUCACUGAGAAGCUCCUCUUCAUCCUCGUCGUCGUCAUUGUCAUCAUUGUCGCAGUCGCCCCCUUUGGAGCUCAUGAACACAUUAGUCAACUGUGAAAGGGUUUAUCAGGCUUUGGAGUUCUUUGAAUGUGUCUCCAAACAAGUGGAUAUAUCCAAACACCCUCAACUCUAUUCAGCCAUUAUUCAUGUUUCAACUGGCGCUGGAUUUUACAAGAAGGCCAGGUGUUUGACGAAAGACCUCAUCGAAACUGUCCAAAAGUCUAGAAAAUCUCGCCUCAUUGGAUCUUUGGUUUUUAACGUGCUGAACCGAUUUGAAAGCUCCAAAUUCACUCCUGCUGUGUUUUGUGUACUAAUUAUGGCCUUCUCCCAAAUGGGUCUUGUUGAUGAAGCAUCCUGGGUCUACAACAGGAUAGGGGCCUUGCCGGCCAUCCAAGCUUGCAACUCUCUCUUAGAUGGACUGCAUAAGGUGGGAAGAUUUGAUUCAAUGUGGGAACUAUACAAGGACAUGGUAUCACGUGGAUUUGCCCCUAACGUUGUCACAUAUAGCAUUUUCAUCAAUGCUUACUGCAACCAAGGUGACAUCACAAGAGCACGUCAUCUAUUUUCUGAAAUGAUGGAGAAGAGGAUUGCUCCAACUGUUGUCACCUACACCACCCUUAUCAGUGGCUUAUGCAAGGAAGGCUUGUUCUCGGAAGCUAUUGAUAUGUUUAGGAUGAUGCAGCAGUCUAAUGUGUUCCCAAAUCUCCACACCUACAACAUACUGAUUGAUGGGUACUGCAAAUUAGCUGGUUUGGAACAAGCACUUGAUCUUUACAGGGAAAUGCUAGGAGUUGGCUUGCGGCCGAAUGCUGUAACAUUUGGUAUCUUGAUUGAUGGGUUUUGCAAGGUGCAUGGAUCAGAUAAGGCCAGAAUGUUUUUUGUCAAUUUGGCCAAGUACAGUGUUUCACCAAAUGUAUUCAUCUAUAAUUCUUUGCUUGACAGCUGUUGUAAGGAAGGUAGAUUGCCUGAAGCCUUUGGUCUUUUUUCGGAGAUGACAAAGAUAAAGAUAGUCCCUGAUGUCUUUACUUACAGCAUACUUAUAAAGGGGCUAUUUGGUGCCAAAAGGUUGAAUGAAGGGGCUGACCUGUUCAAGAAAAUGUUGCAAGAGGGGGUUCCUGCAAAUUCUGUCGCAUACAAUACAUUGAUCGAUGGAUACUGUAAAGAGGGGGAUAUGAAGAAGGCACUGGAGGUGUGUACACAAAUGACUGAAAUGGGUAUAGAGCUUAAUUUAGUCACCUUCUCUUCUUUGAUAAAUGGGUAUUGCAAGGAUGGGAACUUGGAGGCUGCUAUGGGGCUAUACUCAGAAAUGGUGAUAAAAGGUAUCUCACCUGAUGUGGUUGCUUACACAGUUUUGAUUGACGGGCAUUUGAAAAAUGGCUACUUGAAAGAGGCAUUCCGACUGCACAAAGUGAUGAUAGAGGCUGGCCUCAACCCAAACAUUUUCACACUGAGUUGCCUGAUUGAUGGAUUGUGCAAGGAUGGGAGGACUCAUGAUGCAAUCAAACUUUUCUUGGACAAUAUGGAAACUGAUUCUGGUCAAAGUGAAAGAAAUCGGAUAAAGAGUGAAUGUUAUUCCCCGAAUUGUGUGACCUAUACAGCUUUGAUACAGGGUCUGUGUAGGGAUGGGCAGAUUCUGAAGGCCAGUAAGUUUUUUAGAGACAUGAGAGCUUGCAGUCUGAUGCUAGAUAGUCUGAGUUACACAAUCCUUAUAAAAGGGCUUUUCCAAGCCAAGCAUUUGCUUUGUGCUAUGAUGUUGCAAGCUGAUAUGCUGAAGAUGGGUAUCAGGUCCGAUGCUUCUAUAUAUGACAUUUUGGCUAAUGGUUAUCGGGACAAUGGAGAUUAUAAAUCUGCGGUUAGAAUUUCAGAAGAGGCGGACAGCCUUGGAUUGGACUUUGGGGCUUCUAUUUCUCUCCCUUGGAGGUAACCUUGUGGGACAUUGGAAUUGACUGCACAUCCAUACAUAACAUUAUCAAUUUCCUUCUCUUGACUUGUGUGGACUGAGAAGCUACUACACCUGGUUUCCAAGUGGGGCAGGCAUGUUAGUAGCUAUAUUAACUUUGAUUGUCUCGAAUGAGAGCCAGCUGAGUUGAUUCAGCCUGAUUGGAGGACCCCAAAUAUUUUGAUCAGGUUAACUGAGAAUUUGUGGGGGGUCCUACUGCCAACUUUAUCUCUUCUUGGGGUGUUUCUGGACCAGAAACCAUUUUUCUAAUAAUAUUAACAGAAUGUGGUAAUGGAGCCCUCUCACAGGUCGUAUGCAGGUGAUGAAGCACCUCUUCAACCUUCCCCAUUUUCUUUUGUUUUCUCCCCUACGAAUCAUGAUAUUCCUGCAGAGGUAUCCUUCCCUCCUAGCACUCUUUACCAAGUUUCUACCAACAAAGGAAAGCUCAACUCCAUAGCUACCUUGGACCACAAAAAUCAAACAUCAUUCUUAAAGGCCAAAUCAGGACCAGUUCCACCAAUUAGGUCCUCUUGUUGUUUCAUAGGCUAUGGAGAAAAGGCGUUUCUUCCAUCGACAGCUACUCCUUCCCCAUCCUUAAGGCAAAUCAUAGGAAGUCCCAUGUCAGAGAAGGAAAACAGAUUCAUGCUAUCAUCAUAAUUCAUAAACCUGUUGAAUCAAUCAUUGUAACAACCCUACUUCUUGUGUAUUUGGUAAUGGAAAUUCUUUAUAAUUCACACUGCCUGUUUGAUGAAA